AUGAAGUUAUCAUUGGGUGAUCUGGUAUGGGGGAUGGUGUCUUGCGCUACGGUUGUGAGAGCUGCUUGCUCAAGUAAUCUAUUAAUUGAUAAUUAUGCAAAAUUCUCCAGUCAUACCAAUUCUCUUGGACAGUGGACAAGUGACGACGGCACAACCACUAAUUUGAAAGCCGAUACGGCAAAUAAAAAAAUCACAUUUACUAGCAAGGCCAAUAGUUAUUUCUACACCACUUUAGAUUGCAUGAAAGCGAAAACGGAGCAGUACAAUGCAAUAACAUUUCCAGUCAAAGGGCCGGCCGGCUCUUCAUUCAAUCUAGAGCUACAGACUAAGAGUUCAUGUACAGCGACAACUUUUAAAAGCUACUACACCACUAUCACUGGAAUGACCGGAGGUACCCAAACUGUUACGGUACAACUGAGUGCUUUUCCUGGAGCCAAUCUAGAUGCGAUUUCUGGAGUUCUGUGGGAAUCCUUCAGUGUUAAAGGUGCUUGGGAGAUUGGCCAGACGAAUUUUGUUUGUGCCAGUGGUGCCGGAGGUUCAUCAAGUUCAAUCGUGACGUCUAGUACAUUAAGUUCAAUCCCGGCAUCCAGUACGAUAUCCACCAAGGGCGCUGCUGUGACGACUAGUUCUUCGACAGUUUCAAAUACCUUAGCUACCACUUUGAGCACAGUCACUCCAAGUGUUACCUCGAAAGUUGUGGCUAGCAGCGUCAGUGCUUCGGCUCCAGCAGGAGCUUGCACGAACUUGUUGAUUGAUGACUUUGCAUCUCAAUCUCGUUUGACUUUCUUAUUUUACAAUGCCAUGCUACAACCGUCUUCUGAUGAUGGUAGUAUGUCAUCAGUGACAGGAAGGGCGGAUACCGCCACUUCGGUCAUUGUGGCUAAUAAUCAUCUUACUUUGACAUCUCGCGCUGAUGGCUCGUCUUACUGGUAUACCAUGUUUGGCUGUUUAAAAGCAACCAAUGUAUAUGGCGGGAUUGGACUAACUAUCAAGGCCGCAAAAGGGACCACAUUGGGUAUCGAGCUGCAGACUUCGAAGACUUGUGAUUCUGGCAACCCCACGCUGAUAGAUAUCUCGUCUGCGGAUCUGGGAUGGAGCUUUGACGGGACUGAGAAGUUCUACACCAUUCCUUUCUCCAAAUUUUCCGGCCUCGACACUGAUAAUUUGGUCUCUGUUCUUUUCUCUGGCAUUAGCAAGCCAAUUACUCUCGGCCCAAUGUCUUUCUAUUGUGGAAACACAGGAACUGCUUACCCAGUUCCCUCUACUGUACCGGUCGUUGAGCCAUCUUCGACCAUUCCGACAACCACAGGACCUUCAGCAUAUGUCAUUGAUACGUUCGGAAAGGCAGACUCUAACAACCUUGGCUUCCAUCAUGGUGGAGAUGAGACUACCACCUACAAACAAUCCGGAAACAAACUUACUAUCAAUACCAAGGGUAAUUCUGACCUCGGUUGGUACACUCAAAUUUCCAAUGGUUGUCUCGACUUUACUCCAAACGACAAAGGUUAUCUUCACAUCGCUUUUACCGGAAGUAAUGCCUUUACCAUUGCUCUUCAGCAACACAACCCCACUUGCAAUCCCAAUCUCAGUCCAUUCCCGUUCACAUGGGAUUCCGUGGAAGCAUCUAGAUACUCCAACUCGGGCAAGACGGACAUCUAUGUACCAAUUUCCCACUUCGAAAUCAACCGCAAACUCAGCGUUGGGUUCGCGCUCAAAGGUUUCUAUACCUCCGAUGAUACAGUCAUCUCAAAAAUGGAAAUCGUUAACUCCGUUCCAUCUGGCUUCCUGGUUCCAUCCAAACUACCAACAGCACCUCUCAUAUUCUCCUGCACACGUCCUAACUCCUUCGCUUUCGCAAUCGAUGACGGUGAUCCAAAACUCGCCCAAAGAGUCGUUUCUUCCGUCGCAGCAGCAGGUAUCCACGUAACAUUUUUCACCGUUGGUGCAGCUCUCCUCGACCCAUCUACGAAUCUGUCAACAGUCUAUUCCAACAUGUUGAGCCUUGGUCACCAAGUAGCAUAUCAUUCUUACACGCACCCCCCUAUGGAAGGCCUGCCCAACCUCGCAUCCAUAGACUGGGAACUCAACAAUGAUAUCUCAGCUGUGUCAACCGCCCUCUCCGGUCACACAUCAACCUAUUUUCGCCCUCCCUUCGGCACAGAAGGCGCACGUGUUCGUCAGCGUCUCGCGGCGCUCAUUCCGGGUUCCAAAUUCGUCGAAUGGUCGGUCGAUGUACAGGAUUGGUUAUGGGCCUUGAGUGACACUCCCGAAAAACAGCUUACGAACUUUCAAAAUGACGUGGAUAAGGGAGGGAACUUAGUGGUGAUGCAUUAUUUGUACGAGUCGACUGUCAACUAUCUGCCACAGUUUAUAGAGAUUGCGAAGAAAACAGGGAAGCAGUUGAUGAGAGUAGAUCAAUGCUUGGAAGAUCCUAACGCCCCGCCGUUGUAA
Molecule: messenger RNA, 2451 nt
Organism: Botrytis porri
Lineage: Eukaryota; Fungi; Ascomycota; Leotiomycetes; Helotiales; Sclerotiniaceae
Exons: 2
Coding region: 1-2451 (816 amino acids)
Biological process (GO): carbohydrate metabolic process
Molecular function (GO): hydrolase activity, acting on carbon-nitrogen (but not peptide) bonds
Source: RefSeq, a predicted model, not a curated record